Molecule: messenger RNA, 1080 nt
Organism: Mytilinidion resinicola
Lineage: Eukaryota; Fungi; Ascomycota; Dothideomycetes; Mytilinidiales; Mytilinidiaceae
Exons: 2
Coding region: 1-1080 (359 amino acids)
Source: RefSeq, a predicted model, not a curated record
AUGGCCAAUUUGGAUUUCCUCGCCCGGUUCCCGGCGGGCAAUGCGUCCCUCAGCGUCGUCGCAUCAGAUGGAGUCAUGACCAUCCACAAUCUCCAUCCUGGAACCAUUGGCCGCCGGUGUCCACUUCUAGAGCUAUCAUUUGAGCAAGGCGCCUCUGGAAUCCCUAGAGCGAGUGUCGAAGCAACGUCUGUGGACCUCGUCGUGCACUUUCUCCGCUUCUGCUACACUGGCGACUACCUCUCCUACGAUGACAUGGGCGCUCUACCUUUCUCACUACUCAUGCACGCUCAGCUCUGUCGCAUGGCAGAGAUCUUCGAAGUACCAGAACUUCAGGCUUUAGCCCAUACCAAUGUCAUUCGAGAGACUGAGCUCGCCUGUAGCCUUCCGUCGCCACCACUUGACCUCUGCCCGGCAAUUCGCUUCAUAUACGAGCAUCUAGCGGACCAGAGACCGCUUGUCGAAACCAUUCUCCACUACUGUGUCUACUGCUUCUUACAGCAUAGACUCGGGACGGACGACUCAUUCCGACAAGUCGCCUUCGAGCUGCGACCAUUCCACCAGGAUCUAUGUCGUACUAGCUUCCAGCGGGGUUUCCAAGAUGACGGAGCCAUUGAUAUCGUUCGUCUGCCUGUACAAGAAUCAACCCCACACUCGAUGCAGGAACUCGGCAAGCUCGCCCUCGGCGAUUUCCUCUACGGACUCUGGUCCGGCGACGUUUCCGACCUUCCCAAGGAGCUGGGCGAACAGGACCACGGCGCAGUCCUCCCGGAGAGCGAACACACUUUAGUGUACAGACCAAAAGUGGUGGAUUCAAAGCGAAUUGGAACUUCCGAAGACGACGUUUAUGGCUACACGCUCGUCCACCUCCCGAAAUACGCUUCGGAAAGCGGACCCUCCAAUCUCAUGUCCAAUGCCCAGUCCCAGGAUCCUUCGAGCGAUCUUCCGCACGCCCAGCGUCCUUCAAUUAGUGUACAGACCGACGCGGACACCGAGAAUCGGGAGAACUUGGAGGACUGGACGAUUACAUCUCCAACGACCAACAAUACCUCAGACUCAGACUCAGAGUGGGCUUUCGUGUAG